Momordica charantia (bitter melon) is the source of this 1939-nucleotide messenger RNA. RefSeq names its product basic helix-loop-helix (bHLH) DNA-binding superfamily protein. Gene Ontology annotation, molecular function: DNA-binding transcription factor activity; protein dimerization activity. The record is from RefSeq and is a predicted model, not a curated record. Gene Ontology annotation, biological process: regulation of DNA-templated transcription. Lineage: Eukaryota; Viridiplantae; Streptophyta; Magnoliopsida; Cucurbitales; Cucurbitaceae. Gene Ontology annotation, cellular component: nucleus.
GAAUAUAAGUGGCUAAAAAUAGAGAGGAAGAAAAAAAAAGGGACAAAAUUUUCUGUUGGUGGUCCAUCCAAAGUCUACAUCAUCAGAGAGGAACUGUAGAGUCCAAGUUGAACGGUACCACCUAGCAACGUUGCUUUCGCUAUACUUCAAAUGGGCUCGAGAAAUCUCUCGCCUUCAUACACUGGUUAAGGGGAAGAAGAAACUAGAUUGGCCACCAUUGAAGCACCACCUUUGAUUUCUCUUCGACCCCAUCAACUCACCUUAGCUCUAAAGGAAGAAGACCCAAUUUCUAUUCAUCUGUUCUACAGCCCCAUUGGGUUUGAUUGGCUGGCUCUGCAAUCCCACAUUUCAGGAGCUUGAGUUUGACUGUUGCUGGGGGGUUUUUCUUAAUUGGGAACUCCCUGGAAGAUAAUUUGGGUGGAUUGAUUGGACUUUUGCUUGAUAAUUUGAGGUGGGUCGGCGCUGAAAUCGAACUGAUUUGAUAGAUUGUGGAGUUGUUGGUGGUGUAAAUGGAGAUUAAGGCGGGGACUGUUGCUGGAUCCAGUCCCAUCGGGCGUCAAUCGGAUGAUACUGGACUUGAAUCGCUCCAAUUCUGCGAAGAAAUUCAGGGGUUGAUGACGAUUCCUGCGGAAAAUGCUAGCUCCUUCACUGCACUUCUGGAACUUCCGGCGACGCAAGCUCUGGAGCUCCUCCACUCGCCGGAUUCUGGCGGAGGCGCGACGGCGGCGGUUGCGACAGAUGAGGCCAUCGUCCCGAAACCCUACUUCAGCGCCUUCGGUAGCAAUCUGACGUUCCCGGCGGAUUCAGCUCUAAUUGAACGCGCCGCCAAGCUCUCUGUCUUGGCCGGAGAGCAUUCGCCGGAGACGACGAGUUCAGUGCCGUUGAAUUCAAGCGUCAAUUUGGAGAAAGUGAAGAACGAGCCCACCACGGAAAGCGAUUCGAACCCCAAUCCGUUGCAGACAUUAAUCUCCGAUCCGACGGUGGAGAACGCGAAUCAGAGGUCGGCGAAGAGGAAGGAGCGCGAGAAAAAGGGAAAAGGGUCAUCAAAGAAGAGCAAGAACGAAAGCCUGGAAGAUGCUGAAAAGCUUCCUUAUGUUCAUGUUCGAGCUCGUCGUGGUCAAGCGACGGACAGCCAUAGCCUAGCAGAGCGAGCGAGGAGAGAGAAAAUCAAUGCUCGAAUGAAGCUACUUCAAGAACUGGUCCCUGGAUGCGAUAAGAUUUCAGGUACAGCCCUAGUGUUGGAUGAAAUCAUCAACCAUGUCCAAUCACUGCAGCGCCAAGUGGAGUUCUUGUCAAUGAGACUUGCAGCAGUUAAUCCCAGAGUCGAUUUCAACAUCGACAGCAUACUGGCUGCAGAAAACGAACCUGUACUCGAAAGCAGCUUUCCCUCCAUGGUUACGCCAUUGAUGUGGCCAGAAAUCCCGCUCAGUGGAAACAGACAACAAUAUCAACAACCGCAAUGGCAUUUCGAUGCAGCAGUUAACCAGCAAGCCUGGGUGAGGGAUGAACAUAACCACCAUAAUUUCAGCACUCCUGAAAACUCUCUUUUAAGUUAUGACUCUUCAGCGAAUUCAGCAUCUCUGCACUCAAAUCAAUUGAAGAUGGAGCUGUGAAGGCAACAUUAUAUUUUACAUGUAGCUACUAGUGUAUAUAGCCAAAUAUAUGAUAGUAAUAGCAGCAGUUAGCAGAGAAGUAGAGGAUCUGCCUCCACAUUCAACUGGGUCGCCAAGGUUCUCUCGAAUUAUCAGAGUCGACUGCGUCGGGAACUGGAUUGCUACCAACCAGAGAGGAUUGUGAUUCUUAAUAUCUAAAAUUUUAUGUGUAUACUAAUUUGGAGGCUCCUCUCAAUCUAAUACUGAGAUUGCCAGAUUAAAAUUCUAUUGAUUGUGAUUACAAUUGUUAAAAUGAUUGCUAUUUGACUGCUAAUGUCCUUACUCAA